AUGCCCUCACGGACAAGGCGACAGCUCACCGCGAGCGUUAUGAUUCCCGGGAACUCUUUCACUGGGCCAGGAUGUCGCCUACGGCCCGUGCGGACAACGGGCCGGCUCCGGGAGGCGCGGACCCCCUCGUCCGUUACCGCCAGCGGCGGCCGCGGCAGGUGCAACGGCGACGUCCCCGCCCCGCCGCUGGCGCCCACCGGCUCGCGCGUGCGCAGUUACGCCUGCUGGCUGGUGCUCCGCGGGGCCCUGCCCUACGCAUGCGCGCACGCCCCCGCCGGGCCGUUUGCGCAUGCUCUGUCGCGACUGGCUCUGCCCACUGGGAGGUGGUGCGUCCGGAGCUGCGGCUGUCUCCGCUGCCGCCGCCGCCGCCGGCGGGUUUGUGCGCGCGGGGGGAUGUCGGGCCGCGCGCCGCGGCAGGAGGAGGGGGAGAGCGCGAAGCUGCGGCAGAAGGAGGAGCUGAGCCGCAGGAUUAAAGAGCAGAAGGUUGUAGUUGAUGAGCUUUCUAAUUUGAAGAAGAACAGGAAAGUUUAUAGGCAGCAACCCAACAGCAACAUAUUCUUCCUUGUAGACCGAACCGAAACACUGUCUCAAUGCAAAAAUACAUUAGAUGAAUUAAAGAAGGCACAUCAGGAGAUGGAAAAUUCAGAAAAAACUAAAAUCAAGAAAUAGUCCAUCUGAAUUCAAAGUCACAAUGUG
Molecule: messenger RNA, 696 nt
Organism: Gavia stellata (red-throated loon)
Lineage: Eukaryota; Metazoa; Chordata; Aves; Gaviiformes; Gaviidae
Gene: ASDURF
Product: ASNSD1 upstream open reading frame
Exons: 4
Coding region: 1-669 (222 amino acids)
Source: RefSeq, a predicted model, not a curated record